Messenger RNA from Labrus bergylta (ballan wrasse), 2575 nucleotides. RefSeq names its product TAFA chemokine like family member 2 (gene tafa2). The record is from RefSeq and is a predicted model, not a curated record. NCBI's taxonomy places the organism in Eukaryota, Metazoa, Chordata, Actinopteri, Labriformes, Labridae. Gene Ontology annotation, molecular function: receptor ligand activity.
GCUCCGGAGUCUCCAUAAAAGUUAGUGCGCACAAGCUGAGCUGUCAGACUGGGCUGAGACGCGGCGGAGUAAAGACUGGAGGCUCAAGUGAUUGAUCAGGAUCGAUCCCGCUCUGAGACAGUCAUCUUGUUCACACGAGGUGUGCGGUCUGAUCCUCUUUGUGAAAAGGCGCAGCAACAGGACGCAGUUACAUGUCAUUAAACACAGAGUCUGAACAGGCUCCUGGUUGUUUUUGGACUCUAUCGGGAUAAUAACACGCAGCAGGUUUGGAUGCAGGAGAGACUCGGCUGUGCGGCGGUGGAGGUGCCCACGCUAUACCGCCUCAAAAAGAAGUAGGUGAAGAAUCGUGUCUGAUCCUUUUAAGGCUGUUUGAUUUUACACCAGUGGGGGGGGGAAAGAAAGCCACCACUCCCGUUUGAUCAUCAGUCCAGGACGCAAAUGUCUCCACAUCACAGACACUACUCUGGAUUGUAGCAGCAGCUGCAGCCCCACCGAUGGUUUGAGAGGGCGUUAAGGUGCGGGAAGGGAGUGGGACAAUUACAGGAUGAGUGAGCGAUACACACUAAUCGGAAGUAAAGGGGCUCUACUUGUAAUGGUGCUGAUUAUUAGUGUAUGGGAGAUGACCGUACCAACGGAAGGAGCUACGGCAGCGCACCAAGUUCGGACGGGAACCUGCGAGGUGGUGGCAUUGCAUCGCUGCUGCAACAAGAACAAAAUUGAGGAGCGGUCACAAACUGUGAAGUGCUCCUGCUUCCCCGGGCAAGUGGCCGGCACCACCAGAGCUGCCCCAUCGUGUGUAGACGCCUCAAUAGUGGAGCAGAAGUGGUGGUGUCAGAUGCAUCCGUGCCUUGACGGAGAGGAAUGCAAAGUUCUUCCUGAUCUGAAGGGUUGGAGCUGUGCCACAGGGAACAAGAUCAAAACUACAAAGAUUUCUGCAGACAAAGACCAGCUUUGGUAACGACAGAUGUUUCACGGAGGAAAACAGGUGAACCAACAGCUUUGCUUUUUUGUCGGAUCAUCACAGAAGAGAGGAAUGAAAAUGACCUUUCUGUAAAUAAAGACUUCCCUUCUUUCUGGACACAGUUAAUCUUUGGACAAAUCUGAAUGCAUCUUGAACUCUUGAACUCUAUGGACAUGAAAAAGAGGAUUACAUUCUAUUGAAAGUACUGAAACAUUCAGCACUACUUUUGGAAGGACUCCAUAUGAUAAGCCUUACAAGAAAACAGGAUUUAUUCCGGACAUUGUACUGCAACGAUGAACUUUAUCUAUAUGUGUAUUUAAAGAGUAUAGAAGCCCUCUGUAGGGGACUUGGUAUCACAAAUUGACCAGGGAGAACAGCAGAUCAAUUUGUUGUAAGCAUCGCAACUUUGGUUUGGUUUUUAUCCGUCAGUCGUGGCUUUCUUCUAUAACAAAGUGUAGUUCCAGAUGUCCAGAUCUAGACAGACAUGUGGCUGAGCAGCAGCUAUUCAAGGUGAUUUUCAAAGAAAUAAACACACACAUUUGUGUUUUUGUCAUUCAAUCUUGGUUGUUACAGAAAAAGGGAACCUAAUUCAUUUUUAGACUCUGCGUAAAAGUACUAAACCAGACAUCAGUCAGUGCUUCUAAUGGACAGUUCAGUUGAAUCAGCCGGAUUAGGAAAUUCAAUUGGACUGCUGUGCUUGUCCCAUUAUACAAGCACCGAGGAACAAUCCAUCUAUUGAUGGAAGUAUGUCCGACUCAGCUACGAUAGAGGUGAUAUGCCCCCUUUCAGCUAGUUACUGUUGGACCUUCUUGCGUUUGACCUUGCUAACAAGUAAGUUAGGUGACAAGUUAGCAUACUGGUUAAAAGUCCAACAGUGGUGGUGCAGUGGUUGGUACGCGCCCCCCAUGUGUGGAGGCUGUGGUCCUCCAGGCGGACAGCCCAGGUUCGAAUCACACCUAUGGUUCCUAUCUUGACUGUCUUUCCCCACUCUGUCCCUCCCUGAUUUCCGGCUCUGUCCACUGUCCUGUCUCUCCAAAACAUGGGGAAAUGUAGCUCUGUACUGCAAUGCAGCUAUAACGUUCAAUUUCUGGGUCAAAGCCCGUAGCGGGAACUGGUUUUCCAAUCCUCCUCCUGGCUAUAGGCUAGCUUGGGUCCGAUUGAUGCAUUUAUUGUACGUGAACCCCAACCUCGUAUUCUAAGCGCGUUAGUCCAACUUCGAGAAAUUCAACUUCAGAUGGACAAUCAUGUUAACACACAUUCUAAAAGAUCCAGUUUUUCGCGGGCUACCACAACAAAUGGAUUAAAUCUGAUCGAACAGCUGUGAGCAGAAAAAAUAGAAUCCAGCUGUGGUUUGUUUUAUUCUUUGAGAAUCACCGUGUCAUUCCCUUCUACUGCUGCCAGAUUUUGUUUUUUGUACCACAUCUCUGGAGUUCUUGACAGUGGCGGUGUAAAUUAAACACUUAGAGCAUCUGGCUUGCCGGCUGGGUAAUGACAAUGUUCCCAAAACGGUUUCAGACUAGUUACUCAAGUAAGAUUUGCUGAUCACCUUCCGGUAUUGCUGACACUUCCCUGUCUGUGUAAGUGAUGACAUCAGUAAUAAACUAUGGUUGUGUA